Messenger RNA from Rattus rattus (black rat), 3131 nucleotides. It is a transcript of the gene Epha1, whose product is annotated as EPH receptor A1. Gene Ontology annotation, cellular component: neuron projection; plasma membrane. Gene Ontology annotation, molecular function: transmembrane-ephrin receptor activity; ATP binding; protein binding. NCBI's taxonomy places the organism in Eukaryota, Metazoa, Chordata, Mammalia, Rodentia, Muridae. Gene Ontology annotation, biological process: protein phosphorylation; axon guidance; cell surface receptor protein tyrosine kinase signaling pathway. The record is from RefSeq and is a predicted model, not a curated record.
CCCCGCCUUGCCGGCCUGGAUCGCCCAGUCCCUCGCGACCUGGCCCAGCCGUAGGGGCCGUGGUCCCAGGUCCCGGCCGGCGCCAUGGAGCGGCGCUGGCCCCUGGGGCUCGCACUGCUGCUGCUGCUGCUCUGCGCCCCGCUGCCCCCGGGGGCGCGCGCCGAGGAAGUCACUUUAAUGGACACGAGCACAGCACAAGGAGAGUUGGGCUGGCUUCUGGAUCCCCCAGAGACUGGGUGGAGUGAGGUGCAACAAAUGCUGAACGGGACACCCCUGUACAUGUACCAAGACUGCCCAAUUCAGGAAGGUGGAGAUACUGACCACUGGCUUCGCUCCAACUGGAUCUACCGAGGAGAGGAAGCCUCACGUGUCCACGUAGAGCUGCAGUUCACUGUGCGGGACUGUAAAAGUUUCCCAGGGGGAGCUGGGCCUCUAGGAUGCAAAGAGACCUUCAACCUUUUCUACAUGGAGAGUGACCAGGAUGUGGGCAUUCAACUCCGACGGCCUUUGUUCCAAAAGGUAACAACUGUGGCAGCAGACCAGAGCUUCACCAUCAGAGACCUGGCCUCUGGCUCUGUAAAGCUGAACGUAGAGCGCUGCUCCUUGGGUCACCUCACCCGCCGUGGUCUCUACCUAGCUUUCCACAACCCGGGAUCCUGUGUGGCGCUCGUGUCUGUAAGGGUGUUCUACCAGCGCUGCGCAGAGACUGUGCAUGGCUUGGCCCACUUCCCUCACACUCUCCCUGGACCUGCAGGGUUGGUAGAAGUAGCUGGAACCUGCCUCUCCCAUGCACAGAUCAGCCUGGGGUCCUCAGGUACACCACGCAUGCAUUGCAGCCCUGAUGGCGAGUGGUUGGUGCCUGUGGGUCAGUGCCAGUGCGAGCCUGGCUAUGAGGAAAGCGGUGGAAAUGUGGGAUGCACUGCCUGUCCUACUGGUUUCUAUCGAAUGGACAUGAAUACUCUCCACUGUCUCAAGUGCCCCCAACAUAGCGUAGCAGAGUCUGAGGGGUCUACCAUCUGUACCUGUGAGAAUGGACAUUACCGAGCCCCUGGGGAGGGCCCCCAGGUAGCAUGCACGCGUCCCCCAUCAGCUCCCCAAAAUCUGAGCUUCUCUGCAUCAGGCACUCAGCUCUCCCUACGCUGGGAGCCCCCAAGAGAUACAGGGGGACGCCAAGAUAUCAGAUACAGUGUGGAGUGCUUGCAGUGUCAGGGCAUUGCACAGGAUGGGGGUCCCUGCCAACCCUGUGGAAAAGGUGUGCACUUUUCCCCGGCAGCUUCCGGGCUCACCGCAUCUACUGUGCAAGUUGAAGGCCUCGAGCCUUAUGCCAACUACACGUUUACCAUCAAAUCCCAGAACAGAGUGUCGGGACUGGACAGUUCCAGCCCUAGCAGCGCUUCUCUCAGUAUCAACAUGGGGCAAGCAGAGUCACUCUCUGGCCUGUCACUGAAGCUGGUGAAGAAAGAGCCGAGGCAGCUGGAGCUGACUUGGGCAGGGUCCCCUCCAAAACCUGGGGGGAAUCUGAGCUAUGAGCUGCACGUGCUGAACCAGGAUGAAGAAUGGCACCAAAUGGUGCUGGAACCCAGGGUCUUGCUGACAAAACUUCAGCCAGAUACCACAUACAUUGUCAGAGUACGAACACUGACCCCACUGGGGCCUGGCCCUUUCUCCCCUGACCAUGAGUUCCGGACAAGCCCACCAGUUUCCAGAAGCCUGACUGGAGGAGAGAUUGUGGCCAUCAUCUUUGGAUUGCUGCUUGGAAUAGCUCUGCUGAUCGGGAUUUAUGUCUUCCGUUCAAGGAGAGGCCAGCGACAGAGACAGCAGAGGCAGCGUGAACGCACCACCAAUGUCGAUCGAGAGGACAAGCUGUGGCUAAAACCCUAUGUGGACCUCCAGGCCUAUGAGGACCCUGCACAGGGAGCCUUAGACUUUGCCCAGGAACUGGACCCUGCCUGGCUGAUUGUGGACACUGUCAUAGGAGAAGGGGAGUUUGGGGAAGUGUAUCGGGGAGCCCUGAGAAUCCCCAGCCAAGACUGCAAGACUGUGGCCAUUAAGACCUUGAAAGACACAUCCCCAGAUGGCUACUGGUGGAAUUUCCUUCGAGAAGCAACUAUCAUGGGCCAGUUCAACCACCCACACAUUCUACGCCUAGAAGGUGUCAUCACGAAAAGAAAGCCGAUCAUGAUCAUCACAGAAUUUAUGGAAAACGGAGCCCUGGAUGCCUUUCUGAAGGUGAGGCUGGCAGAGGGUCAGUUCAGGAGGGGUCACACCUUGGAGUCUCAUGUCUCACAGACUUUUCAUCCUCUGAUAUAUACAUUCGCCCUACUACAGGAACGGGAGGACCAGCUCGUUCCUGGUCAGCUAGUGGCUAUGCUGCUGGGCAUAGCAUCAGGCAUGAACUACCUCAGUGGCCACAAUUAUGUCCAUAGAGACCUGGCUGCCAGGAACAUCUUGGUGAAUCAGAACUUGUGCUGCAAGGUAUCUGACUUUGGCCUGACCCGCCUCCUGGAUGACUUCGAUGGCACCUAUGAAACCCAGGGAGGAAAGAUCCCUAUCCGUUGGACAGCCCCAGAAGCUAUUGCCCAUCGGAUCUUCACCACAGCCAGUGAUGUGUGGAGCUUUGGGAUUGUAAUGUGGGAGGUGUUGAGUUUUGGCGACAAACCCUAUGGGGAGAUGAGCAAUCAAGAGGUAAUGAAAAGCAUUGAGGAUGGGUACCGGCUGCCCCCUCCUGUGGAUUGUCCUGCCCCCUUGUAUGAACUCAUGAAGAACUGCUGGGCUUAUGACCAUGCCCGUCGGCCCCACUUCCUCCAGCUGCAGGCACAUCUGGAACAGCUGCUCACGGACCCCCAUUCCCUAAGGACAAUUGCCAACUUUGACCCUAGGGUGACCCUCCGUCUGCCCAGCCUGAGCGGCUCUGAUGGGAUCCCUUAUCGAAGUGUCUCUGAGUGGCUUGAAUCCAUACGCAUGAAGCGCUACAUCCUGCACUUCCGCUCGGCAGGCCUGGACACCAUGGAGUGUGUGCUGGAGCUGACAGCCGAGGACCUGACGCAGAUGGGAAUCACAUUGCCAGGGCACCAGAAGCGCAUUCUCUGCAGUAUUCAAGGAUUUAAGGACUGAGCAUCCACUGAAAAGAU